AGCUAAAGGUACUGCAGGCAUUAGUUGGCAGCUGUACUGAAUGAGUCCUCACUUCUUGCAGCUGAUACAUGCCACUGGCAGUGAUGGAUUUGCUGUGCCUCCUUGUCCUACUGGCCAUGUGUGGAUCUGUGCUCAGCACAUGGCACACCUGUGGAGGGACCUGUGGUCUCUGGCCCAUGUCUGCUUCCUAUAGCCCCAUGGCUUAUGACUAUGACCCCAUGGCUCCAGACUAUGGCGAACUGCACACCAUUGGUGGCACAGCCGUUCAGACAGGAGCCUGGGCUGGGAUUGUCAGCAUCCAGGAUCCCUGGGAACCAGGCACAGGGCAUAUCUGUGGAGGGUCCCUCAUCAGCACAGAGUGGGUCCUCACAGCUGCCCACUGCUUCAUCAAUGCCAGGAACACCAACAUGUGGCAUGUGGUGGCUGGGGCUACCCAGUUGACUCAGCUGGGCCCUGAGGUGCAAGUGCGCCAGAUUAAGCAGCUAUUGGUUCAUGAACACUAUAUUCCUGGUGAGGAGAGGAACAACAUUGCCUUGCUGAAAUUGGACCAGCCUGUCGUGUGCAGCCACUACGUUCAGCUGGGCUGUGUGCCGGACCUCACACUGAAAGUGUCAGAGCUGGGAAACUGUUACAUUGCUGGCUGGGGUACUACCACUACAAGAGCUGAAAGACCAAGUGAUGUCCUGCAGGAGGCCAACGUCCACCUCAUUGAUGUCCACCUCUGUAACAGCAGCCUCUGGUACACAGGGGCCAUCCACACCCAAAACCUGUGUGCUGGUUACUCAGAGGGUGGCAUCAACCCCUGCCAGGCUGACAGUGGUGGUCCUCUGGUGUGCAAAGAUAACAAUGCUGCCUUCUUCUGGCUUGUUGGUGUGGCCAGCUGGGGGAAAAGCUGUGCAAGAACAAACCAGCCUGGAGUCUACACCUCUGUUCAGCACUUCUAUGACUGGAUCCUGGUCCAGAUAGACCCGCAGCCAACAGAAGGGCGCGAAGACGUUCUAUGACCACUCUAACCCCCCUCAGAAGCCAAUGCCAAUAUCAAAACCAUUGUGCUUAUGAAUGUAGGGAGUGAAGGUUGUGUUCAUGUUUCACUAGAAAACAUUCAAUCCAGAUCACCUGGAAACACAGAAGAGGACUGGACUAUGUUCAUGGAAGGGGGUGGUUAUGGAUACUUGGGUGCUAGCAAAGGCAGUGCUCUGUCUAUGUCAGCCUGGUUUGCUGUUCACAGUAGCUGUAUAAGUCUCUGUGUCUGUUUCUGUGUCAGUGUACCUGGCUCUUCGGAAUGCACACAAGCACAGAUACACAAUUUUGUUCUUUAGAAAGCAGAGCUAACAAAUAGUUCCGAGCUAUCAGCUAUCACAGACACUACUCAUUGAAUUAUCAUACUGGCCAGCCAAAGUUUAUCCAUCUCAAGAAGUCUCAUUGUAUAUAAGCCAAGUAAAGAAUUCCUUGUCAUUGUUAUGAAAUGCAGAAUGAGUAACAAAUUUCCAUUAUUAUGGUAAUGAUAUCAUAACAUAAUGGUUCUUAAGUAAAAUAUUAACUCUGAGUAAUAGAAGAACUAUAGGGCUGAACAGCGCUGAAUUUUCAUUGCUAUUUGUUGUCUAUACACUGAGAAAGAGAAUUCCUUUAGGAAAUUAUGACAGAAACCUUUUCAAGAGCUUGCAUUUCUUAGCAGCUCUCACCUUCCUUUUAGUGUCACAAAUACAGGCAGUGUGAGUUGUGAAAAAACACAAUGACAUUCAGUUUUCCAUAAGCAGGGUGAUAUGAUUGCUCCAACAUUUUUUACUGCAGUAUAAUGAUGGAAAAUUUCAAGCAGAAAAAAAAUAAAUCUAAUACUCUAUUUAGAGGAGCCAUAAGCCACCAUCAUCCAGUAGUAUCACUGAGAUGCCUCUGUAAUGCAAAAUCCAUAGCAAUAAUAAUGAUGCCAGACUGUAGUUUCCUUAAGGAACUGCAUUUGUGCUAUAAACAUUCCUGCACAUCUUUCUGAGGAUAUCUUACUACCACAGGAGAUAAUGGCCAACACUUCAUACCUUCUUUUUUUAAAUUAUACUAACCAGUAAGUUUCAGACUAAAACUAGUAAGAAAUCAUUCACUUGCCAGAGAUGAUUGUUCCUUACAGUUUGAUGAUUUUUGUGUGUUCCCUACAGUAUAUUUUCUUAUACUAUAUACUUAUAUAAUGGCAUUUCUGUUGGACACAAGGAACAAUAUAUAAUUACAUGCUUUAGUGUUGUAAUUUGAACUCCUGGGCACUGUGUUAGUAAUGAUAUUUUCUUUAUCCACUGUUCUUUUAUAGCUUUUUUCAAAAUUAAUUAUUUCCCCAAUGUCAUUAGGGAAUUUUGCUUACAAGCAUGGUCUCUACUUAAUACUGUUAAUUUAAACAACCAGACUUGAAUCAUAAGAAAGGUUAAAGAGGAAGCAUGAGUCCAGUAAGAUGUAUUAUCUUUUUCUCUCACACCACAUUUGCCUGCGCUCUUGGACAAGUCUCUGAACUGUCUUUCUAGGAUACUGUUACAUAUAUACUUAGCAGCAGGACAAAACACAGCACUAGCUGCAGAGAAUAAAAUCCUAGCCAAAACUGGGACAAAUGCAAUACAUUAAUUACCUGUUCUUGCAACAGUGAACAGUGAGAAUGCAGAACUGGAACUUACAAUAUGAUUAAUUUUUGGUGCAAAACUACCAUGUUUUAAAGGAAAAAAAAUGCAAAGAAACAAAAUAUGCUAGGUCCUUCAGUAACGCACAGUGAUAAUAAACAUGCUCAAAACCAA
Taeniopygia guttata (zebra finch) is the source of this 2765-nucleotide messenger RNA. Its product is annotated as acrosin-like. The record is from RefSeq and is a predicted model, not a curated record. Gene Ontology annotation, molecular function: serine-type endopeptidase activity. Gene Ontology annotation, biological process: acrosome reaction; proteolysis. Lineage: Eukaryota; Metazoa; Chordata; Aves; Passeriformes; Estrildidae.